Trichomonas vaginalis G3 is the source of this 672-nucleotide messenger RNA. Its product is annotated as protein of unknown function, DUF4106 family. The annotation marks the transcript as partial. Lineage: Eukaryota; Parabasalia; Trichomonadida; Trichomonadidae. The transcript has a single exon. The record is from RefSeq and is a predicted model, not a curated record.
AUGCCACGUAAGCUACGUAAGAAUAUACGUAAGAGGAAGAGAGCAUUGAAACAUCCAAUAGUAAAACUAACACCACAACAACAGUUGCAACAACAAAUGCUGAAUGACCCCACUAUGUUGCAACAAAUGUCAAGCAAUCCUAUGCUUUUAAACCGAGUUGUUGGUGCACAGAGUGGAGGUUUAAGAGCGGCACUUUUAGCGAAAAUGGCAGGCUAUGGUGGAGCUGCAGACGGAACAGCCUAUAACCCUCAAAGUCAAAUGAAUUUGAGUUCACUCAAAAAUCAAAUAACAGAUGUCAAAAAGUCAAACAUAGACAUACAGAAGCAAAUAAGUGAAAACGAAAAGAAACUAGAAUAUGACAGACACACAAAGAAACUCAAUGAGUUAAACGUAGAGAAAAAGAAGAAAGAAGAACAACUGAAAGAACUAAGUACAGAGGAAUAUGCGAAAAAAGUGUCAGAAAAAGCAGCAGAAGUAGCAAAAAUGGAACAAGAUGUCAUAAAUUUGAAAAACCAUACUACUCGAUAUAAAGUACUGAAAGAUGAAGAGAUAAAACAAAAAGCCCUGAAGACAUAUAUGGAUAGCGAUGAGUAUAAAAAAGAAGUUGAAGCAAAUGUAAAGGCAGAAAAACUUUUACAGUUGCAAAACCAAACCGUACAGUAUGAAAACUUA